Messenger RNA from Penicillium expansum, 1110 nucleotides. Its product is annotated as putative RNA binding protein Rnp24. The record is from RefSeq and is a predicted model, not a curated record. The coding region runs from base 1 to 1110 and encodes 369 amino acids. The transcript has a single exon. Lineage: Eukaryota; Fungi; Ascomycota; Eurotiomycetes; Eurotiales; Aspergillaceae. Gene Ontology annotation, molecular function: RNA binding.
AUGUCGGAACUCACCGAAGUCAGUCAAAAGAAGCGCAAGCUGCAGGACGGUCCUGAGCUUGAAAUCGAUGUCUCUGCACCCGAGCCAGUCUCAAAAAAGGCCCUGCGCAAAGCGAAAAAGAACAAAGGAGGCGAUGCCGGUGAUGAUGAAAAACCCAAGUCCAGCAAGUCCAGCAAACCCGAAUCCAAAGAAGCCGAAACAGAGGGGAAGCGGUCCCAAUAUGGUAUCUGGAUUGGAAACCUAUCGUUCAACGUCACCAGAGAAGAGCUGCGCAUGUUCUUCACAGUCAACUCCGACAUCUCCGAGUCAUCUAUCACUCGAAUUCAUCUUCCCAAGGGACCCGAAAGAUUUGGAAGGUCCCAGAACAGAGGCUUUGCUUAUGUUGACUUUACCGACAAGAAGUCCUUGCAAGAAGCAAUUGGCCUAAGCGAGCAGCUCAUGACCGGUCGCCGCGUGCUCAUCAAGGAUGCAAACAAUUUUGAAGGUCGCCCUGAAAAAUCCGAAACCCAAGAGAAUUCUGCGGGUGCGGCCAAGUCUGGUCACCCCCCCUCCAAGCGAAUCUUCGUCGGCAACCUGAGCUUCGAUGUGACCAAGGAAAACCUCGAGGAAAACUUCGGCAAAUGCGGGACUGUUAACAACGUGCAUAUGGCGACUUUCCAAGAUACCGGAAAAUGCAAGGGUUAUGCGUGGGUGGAGUUUGAAGAACUCGCUGCCGCAGAAGCAGCGGUGAGAGGAUUCAUGUUGAUCAAGGAGGAUGACGAGGAAGAGGAUUCCUCCGACAGUGAUUCCGACUCCGCAUCCGAGAAGAAGAAGAAGUCGAAGAAGCUCAAGCCCCGGAUGCAAAGAGUUUGGGUGAACCAGCUUAUGGGCCGCCGCAUGCGAAUGGAGUUUGCCGAAGAUGCGUCUACACGAUACAAGAAGCGCUUUGGAAAGGAUGCCGAGAAGAAGGAUGAACCCGCUAUCACCGAAGUCGAUGGCGAAUCACGAGAAAGACCCCGACACAAGAAGAGACGUGAAUCCAUCGAUGAGUCUCGCUACUCCAAGGAAACCGUCCAGAAGCUCAGUGGUGCCAUUGUAGAGGGCCAAGGUCAGAAGACCACAUUUGACUAA